GUGAGCUUUUACGAAUACGCAGAAGCUCAAAGGUGGCAGCCAACCAAUUGGCGCAUUCAAUGGAGGUGGAACGCCCUCCCUUCAGCGACUGGGAGCCCCAUGAGAAGAAGGUAGUCUUGAAGCUGACGUUGGUUAGGCACGGCGAGACUGUCGCGAACAGAGAUCGCAUUGUCCAGGGGCAGACUCCAGGCGAGCUCACUGAGUUUGGAAGAGAGCAGGCCAGAAGGCUAGGCAAGCGCGUUUCAAAGCAGCGGUGGGAUGCCUUCUACUGCAGCGACCUCGCCAGGACUCAGCAGACGGCGCAGGAGCUCCUAGCUGGGGCUGGCGCUGAUGUCACCUCCAUCAUGGGUGACUCUGGUCUAGUCACUUCCCUGCUCGAAGCAGAAGAGGCUUCAGAGGUACAUCUGGGACCAAACGCUGACGAGGCCAAGGGGAGCUUCCCUAAGAUGGUCAGUCUGAAACUUUUGAGGGAGCGGAGCGCAGGGGAGCUCGAGGGGGGGCCCACUGGAUGCGUGGACGCCGCUGCCAAGGCCUCUGGCGUUCCCUCUAGGUAUUUUCGGCCCAAGGAUGGCGAAAGCUGGGAAGACGUGCAAACUCGAGCGGACCAGUUCCUCAGGUGGCUCGUUGACGGCCACCUCCAAACAUCCCCACUGCCCAAAAGCGACUCAAAGCCGCAGGGCCAUGUGGAUGGGAGUGCAAUAGCUUUCAAGUUCUCGGGCGACACUAUAGAUGGCCAUGGGGCCAUUGACAAGGCCUUUCCACCAGGGUCUGAAGCAGGCACCGUGCUCCCAGUCCGAGCUGAACCCCCGAGGCGCAUGCUCAGGUCAGGAAGUUUCACCGGGGGGGUCCCAAACAUACAUCAUCUGGCUCAGAACAUCAAGCACGUGCCUCAGAACAUCCCACUAGGACCGGAUAUGGCCCCUCCGAACCAAAUGCGGCGGUCGGGAAGCUUCUCGAGCAAGCUUCGGGGGAUCAAGCGAGUCCCUUCGAGUGAGUUGCAGGGGUUGGGGGUAACGUCCGGGGGCCGGAUGUUGCGGUCGGGGAGUUUCACUGGGGAGCCCCGGGCCGCGAACAAGAUCCUGGGGAUCCCCCGGUCCGAGAGCUUUGGGGAGGGGGGUGAGAGCGCGCCCCCCCGUGUGGCGGGGGUGAAGCGGGCCGGCAGCUUCAAUGCGCUGGCUCCUAAGGUCAUGAAACGGGUCGACAGUCUGGGGCUGUCCAAGCUGUUUACCGAGGAGAUGCAGGUCGAUGAGUUUGCAGGGGGGGGAGCGGAUGCCGCCAGGGGAGGGGGGGAGAGCGCGGGUUCUGGGUCCGACGACGAGUUGGAAGGUGCGGGGCUAUACGAGGGUCGGAGGAGUGGGCAGUACGGAAGGAAUGGGGGCAAACUAGAGGAGGAGGAAAGGAGGGGAUCUGUGAGUGUAUGGUCGGAUUCAGACUGCGGUGACGGAGAGAUGCAGGUGAUCGAAUUAGGACCGGGGGGUCAGAAUCGGGAGGAGGGGAUGGAGGGAGUUGAGCAGGCAGCAGAAACGGAAGAGCGGCGACCGUACAGGAACAGUCCGGCGGAAAUGAGCGGGGAGGCUGGAAAAGAUAGGGAGGAGAACGGACGACGUUCUGGCCGUCAUGGUGCAAGCAGUCUGGGAAGCGGAGACGGAGAGAAGGGUCGGAGUCCGAAGGAGGGACCGGAGGCUCCUGGGCCAGCAAACGGUGGAGAUAAAUUUUUGCGGCCGUUCGAAAGCGGGACGGACGGGAAAGAGCGUCCGAAGGGGAGGAGGAAAGGCGGACGGCCAUCCGUCAAGAGAGUCCUCGUUGUCACGCACGGUGGCUUCAUCAAGGAGUUCGUGAACGCUUCCAUGGCCUACGCCGAGGGCCCUAACCUCAGCAAAACCCGGUCUCAAACCCGGCAGAGCCUCGGCUGGCGAACCCUGCUAAACCCCGCGGGUUUACCGUCCCAGGAAGCUGCACAAGUGCUGGACGGAGCGAAUAGGCCGCCAGGGGCCGCUUCUCUCCAGGGUCCGAUCCAGAUUCAGCGCACGUUUGGUCACAACAAUUUCGUUAGCUUCCGCGCCGUCGAUGAAAACGGGCGGUCCGAGCACUUAGCUGGGCCGAGCCAGAACACGUUCGAAACUCGCGAGCCUAGUUGCGACGGCGCGUCUGAAACGCUGACGCCAAAAAGAUUGUCCUUCGAUCAGCAUUCCGUGGCCGGGCCGUCGAGCCCUGUCUCCGGUCCGGUUUCCGGUUCCGCUCCUGACGAAGUGGGCGGAACCGGGCCAAACGGCAAUCCACCGGCUAAUGGGGACGCGUCAGGGGGCGCAAAUGGCACGCGCUUUGGGGCGGAGUGCAGGAGGGCCACGCCGGUUUACCCGGGCCGUCCGAGGAACACGUCCGUGUACGAGUUUGAGAUCAAGCGACUGGAGGGGAGGCGAGGGACGCCGCGCUUCACCGUCAAGAUGAUACGGGAGAACGACGUGUAUCACCUGGACGGUCUAGUUGCAACUCGAACGUUUCACAGCCCUCGAACGGGUCAGAAGGCUGAGGAGAAGGUUUUGUGGCAGUCCCCUCUGGCAAAGUUGCUUGAUCAAUGACUUGGUCUUCAGUGCUUUCGCUAUUGUCAACGGGGAAGCUCUUUAUAAUCCCAAAUUUCUUAGUCGAGCAUCCACUUCAAAUGCGGUGAAGACCCGACCGUCUCAAUCGAUGAUCAAAAAGUACACUGGUAAGAUUGAGCAAUCACGACCGACAGUCAUGCGCUUGUACCUUAUGGAAGGGUU
Molecule: messenger RNA, 2762 nt
Organism: Klebsormidium nitens
Lineage: Eukaryota; Viridiplantae; Streptophyta; Klebsormidiophyceae; Klebsormidiales; Klebsormidiaceae
Source: the annotation of a GenBank genome assembly